AUGUCGGUGAAGAGAAAGAACAUGAUUCUGUAUUCAUGGGAAGAAGAAGCGUUCGCGGAAGAUGUUCGAGGCCCGCUUGGCGGUUUAGUGUGGCCACCGAGGUCUUAUUCUUGUAGCUUUUGUACAAAAGAGUUCAGGUCAGCUCAAGCACUUGGUGGUCACAUGAAUGUUCAUCGGAGAGAAAAAGCCAAGCUCAAGCAAACUGCACCACAAAGUGAAAACCAUAAUGAUCACAAGGCUCUUUGUACUCCUGCAGCCUUAUUCUUUCCUUCAAAACCAGCAUUAUUAGGUCAAGAUAGCAGUUCCGACACUAAUAAGAGUUGUGUUUAUGAUGAAGAUUUAGUGGUUAAUAUUGGGGAUGUUGAUAGAUCGGAUUUGGUUUUAGGGGUUGACUUGGAUUCGGGUUUGAAUAUGGGUGGUAAGCGGCUGAAGACAAAUGAUGAUGUUACACCAGCGAUUAUGUCCGGCGAUUUAGAUCUUGAGCUGAGGCUAUCUAACAUUUACUAG
Molecule: messenger RNA, 507 nt
Organism: Helianthus annuus (common sunflower)
Lineage: Eukaryota; Viridiplantae; Streptophyta; Magnoliopsida; Asterales; Asteraceae
Product: zinc finger protein 10
Exons: 1
Coding region: 1-507 (168 amino acids)
Source: RefSeq, a predicted model, not a curated record